AGGCUCUAGGCUGGUCCCCUCCACCGGCUGUGCGAAGUCGCGGAACAACUUUGUCUCUCUCCAGCAAUGCAUCUCUAUGCGAUUCUAUUUUGUGUUCUCUGGUCUGCAGCGUGUGCCGAGAACUCGGAUGACUAUGAGCUCAUGUAUGUGAAUUUGGACAACGAAAUAGACAAUGGACUCCAUCCCACUGAGGAGCCUACGCCGUGUGACUGCCGUCGGGAGCACUCCGAGUGGGACAAGCUCUUCAUCAUGCUGGAGAACUCGCAGAUGAGGGAGGGCAUGCUGCUGCAGGCCACCGACGACGUCCUCCGUGGCGAGCUGCGGAGGCUGCGGGCAGAGCUGGGCCGGCUGGCCGGCAGUCUGGCCAGGCCGUGCGCACCGGCAGCCCCCGCGGAGGCCAGGCUGGCCCCGGCGCUGGACGAGCUGCUGCAAGCGAGCCGCGAGGCGGGCCGCAGGCUGGCGCGCCUGGAGGGCGCCGAGGCGCAGCGCCCGGGGGAGGCGGGGCGCGCCCUGGACGCCGUGCUCGAGGAGCUGCGGCGGACGCGAGCGGACCUCCGCGCUGUGCAGGACUGGGCGGCCAGGCGGUGGCUGCCUGCAGGUUGUGAAACAGCGAUUUUAUUCCCAAUGCGUUCCAAAAAGAUUUUUGGAAGCGUGCAUCCAGCGACACCAAUGAAGCUUGAAUCUUUUAGUGCCUGCAUUUGGGUCAAAGCCACAGAUGUAUUAAACAAAACCAUCCUGUUUUCCUAUGGCACGAAGAGGAAUCCAUAUGAGAUGCAGCUGUACCUCAGCAAUCAGUCCAUGGUGUUUGUGGUGGGUGGAGAGGAGAACAGACUGGUUGCCGAUACUGUGAUUUCCCUGGGAAGGUGGACCCAUCUGUGCAGCACCUGGAAUUCAGAGAAAGGGCUCAUGUCCUUGUGGGUAAAUGGUGAACUGGUGGCUACUACUGUAGGGAUGGCCACCGGUCACAUUAUUCCUGAGGGAGGCAUACUGCAGAUUGGCCAAGAAAAGAAUGGCUGCUGUGUGGGCGGUGGCUUUGAUGAAACAUUAGCUUUUUCUGGAAGACUCACAGGCUUCAAUAUCUGGGAUCGUGUUCUCAGCAACGAAGAGAUAAGAGAGACUGGAGGAGCAGAGUCAUGUCACAUCCGGGGAAAUGUUGUUGGGUGGGGAGUCACUGAGAUUCAGCCACAUGGAGGAGCUCAGUAUGUUUCCUAAGCGUUGUGAAACUCUACUUGAAGCCAAAGAAAGAAACUCACAUUUUAAACAUAUGCCAGCUGGGAAGGUCUAAAAACCUCAAUGCAUAUUAAGAACACUUGAGACUAAUGAAGGAGAGAGUUGAGAUCAAUCUUUAUUUAUCUUGGCAAAAAACUGAAUAAACAGUUGAGCAAAGACAUCGGAGAAGGCUUUUGGGGAUAUUGUUACUAGACUUUAUGCCACAGUGCUUUCAAAUUAAUGCGGUGUCUUUGUCCGAUAAACU
Molecule: messenger RNA, 1474 nt
Organism: Pteronotus mesoamericanus
Lineage: Eukaryota; Metazoa; Chordata; Mammalia; Chiroptera; Mormoopidae
Gene: PTX3
Product: pentraxin 3
Exons: 3
Coding region: 67-1212 (381 amino acids)
Biological process (GO): host-mediated suppression of viral proces; innate immune response
Molecular function (GO): complement component C1q complex binding
Source: RefSeq, a predicted model, not a curated record